AUGACAAACAUAAAAAUAUUUCACAAUUCUAUUUUACGUAAAUUCUCUAUAUCAAACUCUGCUAAAUGGUCUGAUUUAGAGGAAAAAAUUCGUAUGCUAUUUACACUUUCACCAACUUCAAAAUUCACACUUUCUUAUACUGACGAAGAGGAAGAUAUUGUUACAAUAUCAACUGAUUUGGAACUACAAGAACUUCUUUCUAACCAUGGCGCAACCACCAUUAAAUUUACAUUAAAUCAUGAAGUUGUAGUAAAUACUGCGGGAUCCACUAAUAAUGAAACUCUUCCUCUCGAUUUAGAGAAAAUGGACAUCAAUGAUGAAUCUAUAGAAUAUGAAUUGCAACAACAACGUGAAAGAGAAGCACAACAACAACGUGAACAAGAAGCACAAAAACAGCGUGAACGAGAAACACAAAAAGAAGAAACCAUGGUAUCACAAUUUCAGGAUGUUGUUGAUUUUUAUCCAGUGUUAGCUUACGCUAUAGAUAGUGUUACAGAUGAAAUUUUACAAUCUAAGCCAAUUGAUAUCGAACUUUGGCGUGAAUGCUUAAUUUAUUAUCGUCAAGAAAAACAGAAGCGGGAAAGCAGUGACAAUAAUGAUAAUAGCACCAUUUCUUCUGCUGCUUUCAUGUCUGAACACCCAUUAUUACAUCAAUAUGUUAGUCCUCUUUACUUCACUUCAUCAACUCCAUCAAAUAAUAGUGAUAAUGUGAGUCAUCGAGAUCCUUUAUCACGUAGUUCUAGAAGCAUUGAAAAUAUUGGUGGCAGUAGAAAUAAUCAUGGCCCAUCACUCGAAGAAAUAUGCAUAGUUAAUACACCGUUAUCACCACCACCAAGAAAAGUUUCGGUUGAUGAAUCGAAUUUUGAUGAUAAAGUUAAACAACUUUGCGAAAUGGGAUUUUGGGGAGAUGAAGGAGAAAUGAUUAAAUUAUUGAAAGCUCAUAAUGGUAAUAUUGGAAAAGUUGUCGAGGAAUUGGCUUUAAGGUGUUAA
Molecule: messenger RNA, 990 nt
Organism: Entrophospora candida
Lineage: Eukaryota; Fungi; Glomeromycota; Glomeromycetes; Entrophosporales; Entrophosporaceae
Source: the annotation of a GenBank genome assembly